Messenger RNA from Anolis carolinensis (green anole), 3657 nucleotides. RefSeq names its product intercellular adhesion molecule 5-like. Lineage: Eukaryota; Metazoa; Chordata; Lepidosauria; Squamata; Anolidae. Gene Ontology annotation, molecular function: integrin binding. The transcript has 3 exons. Gene Ontology annotation, cellular component: plasma membrane. Gene Ontology annotation, biological process: cell adhesion. The record is from RefSeq and is a predicted model, not a curated record. The coding region runs from base 38 to 784 and encodes 248 amino acids.
AGUAGUAAUUGCACUCUGUCAAGAUAUCUAAUGUAUAAUGGCUGUUCUUGUUUGUUCACCCUCAGGUUUACCUGAGCCUGUCCUGCACCUUGUCCCUUCAGAAGUCGUUGCUGGUUCCAUGGUGAUGGUCAACUGUACCUCUGAUGGUCCUGUGUCCCCGAGGGUUGUCAUGCGGCUUAAAAAUAACAGAGAAAUUCUACCUUCCAGAGACUUGGACAACCUUUUUGUGCAACAUGAAGUGAAAACACACAAAGAGGAUGAUGGGAGGGAAUUUGUGUGCAAAGUGCAGUGGAUGAUUGAUGGGAAGCAUGUUGUGAAACACACUGCUAAAAGUCUCACUGUCUUCUAUGGUCCCAGGAUGAAUGGUUCUUGCCCUGAUAGGUUAACAUGGAAGGAGGGCGACAUGGAAACAUUGACCUGUUCAGCCUAUGGAAACCCACCACCAACUGUUGAAUGCAAGAAAGAUGGCACAUCUUAUAGUAUUGGGAUACCAAUACCUAUCACCAGAGAACAUGAUGGAAUGGUUCACUGCUGUGCCACUAAUCCACAUGGCUUUGAUGAGAAGGUUGUGACCAUAGUUGUUGAAUUUUUUCAAUCCAACUUCCCUGUAAUUAUCUUGCCAAUGGUCGCUUUGGCAAUUCUUGCUGUUAUGUUUGCUGUAGUCUACUAUAAGUACUACACAACACAAAAAUGUGGGAAAUACAAUCUUAAAAAACCACAGCCUCAGCGAGAAGCAGGAAAUGCUGCAGAGGAAAAGCGCCUAAAUGGCGACACAAGUGUUUAAAUGGACAGGUGGCUGCUGGGAACUCAAGAGAACAGUCCCGUCGUCCAUGUGAAGCUGUACCUAUUCUUUAUGGUCAUUCCCCUCUUGAUCUGAUGGGAAGGGCAAGAAAUGGGGAAAGCCUUCACCAGGUGCUGAAAAAUUGAUUGGCAGCGCUGCAGCUGGACUUUUGAGGAGAGCGGGUUUUUGCACUUUCAUACAGAGGAUUGUAGCAUUCACUACACAGGAGUCUCCAGAGAGAUGGACUCCAGGAUUUGCUUCAGGCUGCCUCUCUAUUCAAAGUUGUCCUCCAGCCUCACGGCUCCAGAAGAGGUCAAACAACUGCAGAUACCUUGGUUAAAACCUGAUUGCAUCCAAAAGGAUUUGGCUGGAUGCAAGCUUGAACGCACCACAAUUGCCAUUCUUUCCCCAGCAACAUAGGUUGUGUUGAUCCUUCUUUGUACCAUCCAGGUGCUUGGGGAUUUUAAACAGUUGUACAAACACAUUGCUCUGUGAAAAUAUGGUUGUCAUUGUCACUGCUGACACUGCUCCUUGCCCUGUUUUUCACCUGAUGUCCUGGGAGGCCUUUUGCAGCACAUGUUUGAACUUCAAGAAAGGCCUUUUACAGCAUGUGUGAUGGCAAAGCCCGGAUCAAAACAGCAGGAAAUCCAGGGUGUUUCCUGGUGCAUAAAGUCAGGAUUCUGUUUAAAUAUUCUGCAUGCCAUAACUCUUAGGCUGACUCUUUUUUAAGAAUGUGAAGCUGAAUUCCCUUCCUAGCCAGAAGAUUUGAAAGAUAGGUGUAGAAUGCAGGCAUGCCACCGUCUGAGAUUGAAAGCAAGAUCCCUUUAGGAAGGGUGUGCCUUUAAAAGAUCACUUGGAGGUGCUAGAUCAAUGGUUCUCAACAUGGAGUUCCCAGAUGUUUUUGCCUUUAACUCCCAGGAAUCCUAACAACUGGUAAACUGGCUGGGAUUUCUGGGAGUGGUAGGCCAAAAACAUCUGGGAACCCCAGGUUGAGAACCACCGUGGCAAAUGUAUGUGUGCACACUCUGAGUUUAACACCUCUGCUGGUAUAAAUUAAUCCAAAUCAAGCCUUUGUCCAUACACAAAGCUAAAGCGAAAUUUAACUUAAACUUGCUCUGCAGUAUGAGUGUAAAAAACCAAAACUAUUGUCUCAAAGAUACAGUCUCCUGUAUUCUGUUAUACAUGCAUCAGAAUUUAUCCAGAAAGGAGGAAAGGCUCUGGAAGUAUUGAGAUGCUCCUUUUGAUUUUUCCUGUAUGGUUUUGAAUCCACAUUCUUUCUUGAAAUAUUUUAAUUUUCUGUCCUUUUUGCCUUGCGUCUUCAUCCUCUAAUCCCAUGUCUCAUCUAAACUCAGGUAGCUUUUCAGAAAUUGGCUUUGACCACUUCCAUUGAGCCCUUUUAAAUUAUUAUUCGAGAUUUACAAUCCAUGUUUUCAAGUGCUUUCACUAUUUAAAAGUUAUGAUCAUUUUCUUUCAAGCAUUCCACUUAAUCUCUGUUGAAUCUGCUAUCUUGAAAUCAGUCACUGGGGCCCCUUCUACACUGCCAUAUAAUCCAGUUUCUAAUCCAGAUUAUCUGAUUUGAGCUGGAUUAUAUGGCUGUAUAGACUCAUAAUCUAGUUGUAAGCAGAUAAUCUGGGCUCAGAUACUGGAUUAUAUGGCAGUGUAGAUACAGCCUGGAUUUCUUAGUAAUAGCCAUCUUAGUUCUGGUAUAACAAAAUGAGGAAGCAUAUUUCAAAUCAGGAAAUACAGGUCAAGCAUCCCUUAUUCCUAAAUCCAAAACUGCCCAGCUAGGGGACUGGGAUAAUGAUACCUAUGCUAUCUGAUGGUACACAAACUUAGCUUCAUGUACAAAAUUUUAAAUAUUGCACAAAAUUACCUUCAGAAUAUGUGUAUGUAUGUGUAUGCAAAACAUUCCAACAUCCAAAAACAAGUAAAAGGCUUCUGGUCCCAAGCAUUUUGGGUGAUGGAUACCCAACCUGUAGUGGGUUAAAUUAAACUGAUCUGGGGACUGGGAAUGAAAAGUCCUUUCGGGUCCUUCCUUAAAAAAAAGGGGGCGGGAUUAUGUCGAGCUCCAAAAUAAAAUGUACAGGAGCAAAACUUAGGACUUUCAUACUUCUUUCUUGUCUGGAAAGGCUCUAUGUUUCUCAUGCAAGGGUGCAAGGGAGAUUUAAAGCCACAGUCAUUGUAGAAACACCCACAUGACUACCUCAUGAAUAAUGUUUUUUUUUCUAGGUAUACAUGUAAUAUACGUGAAACAGCCUUUGAGCAUAAGACAAACAGAGGAAAAAACACAGGUUCUUGAUUUUGCCAGUAUGACAGCUUUUGAACUUUGAAAGUCUGUCACUGAAAUCCACCAUGAUGUAUAAAAGUAUUUUACUAUUUAAGUGUAUGGCUUGAAUUGCUCCAAUGCUACAGUUUAAUUGAAGGGGUUGUAAAUUGUGUACCAAUCCCACUUUCACACACCAACAUGCCAUUCUAAUAUUAUCACACAAUUUGUUUUUAUAAGAAUGUUUCAUUGAAAGGAAGUUUCAUUGAAUCCCACCCUGGGAGAGUGCAGAUGAGCUCCCUCUAUCAGCUCCAGCUCCAUGCGGGGACAUGAGAGAAGCCUCCCACAAGGAUGGUAAAAAUAUCAAAACUUCUGGGCGUCCCCUGAACAACGUCCUUGCAGACGGCCAAUUCUCUCAUUCCAAAAGUGACUCAAGUUGCUCCUGACAUGAAAAAAAAAAAAUGAAAGGAGAGAAAUGUGGAUUCCUUAAUUUGGCAUAAGCUAUCAACUGGGUACUUGAAGACAAAACAGUAGUGAGUGGUGAUGGAAAUAUAAUGAAGCUCAAAAAACACUGUAUUUUUUAAAUUUUGUAAAAUAAACAUUUACUUCAACA